Molecule: messenger RNA, 1347 nt
Organism: Sesamum indicum (sesame)
Lineage: Eukaryota; Viridiplantae; Streptophyta; Magnoliopsida; Lamiales; Pedaliaceae
Source: RefSeq, a predicted model, not a curated record
AAAAUUGAAAAAAAAAGACUUAAGGAAGAAAAGCUCUUCGGUCCAAAAAACCUCAAGAGAAAGGUUUGAUUCUUUUUAGGAAUCGGAGUAAUGGACGCCGACGAGAAAUUAACGGCGUUGAAGAAGGCGUAUGCUGAUGUAAUAUUGAGCAUAUCAAAGGAGGCAGCGACUAGAGUUAUGGCCUCAGAAAGGAAGUCUGUGAGGUAUCAGCAUGAGCUGAAGGUGGCAAAAGAGGAGGGGGUCCGGAUGCUGCUCCGCCUCAAGCAGAUGAUGGAUUCUCAGAUUGGUGAGGCAGAAGCAGCAUCAGUGAAGCAGCAGAAGAAGAUUGAGGAACUCGAAGCUCAACUUCAGGAAGCUGAGGAUAUUGUAAGUGAUCUCAGAGAAGAGUUGCGGGAGCUGCAGACUGAACUGGAAAGGGUAAAGAAUGAGAAUUUGCAGCAUGUAGAAUAUUGCUGCUAUUCUUGUUCAAGAAACAUACCAGUGGAAGCUAGAAUUUAUUCAUAUAGGUCGAAUGAAGUCCUUCCUCCAAAUGAUUUUUCUGUAGCUUCUGAUGUAGCAGUACGGAAUCCAAGCCAGAGAAAUGAAUGCAGCAAGUGCUAUAACAAGAUAGUUUGUACAUGUGGUGCAUACGUUAGGAAUCGAGAUUUGCCUUCUAUAAUAUUGAGAGGCAAAGAGCCUGGGCUGUACAGAAAUGGAUGUACACAAAGGAUCCUGGCAUGUGAGAGGAAUCUCUUGGAUAAGGAUUUAUGUCUCUCGGAGGAAACUAAUAAUGUAAACGACAUGAAGAAUUGUGGGGAGCAGGAAGAGGAAGAAGGUAAAGCGCCCUCCAGAGCAGCACCAACUUGUGGAACUAAAACUCUGACUGAACUUGAGAAUAAACUAUUGGCAGAUAUCAAGCUUGACGGCUUGGAAUCUUUUCCUCAGAAAAGGAAGAGAGCUAUUAGACGAAGAAAAGCUGUGAUACCCCUAGGUGGGAAACAAUCUUAUCUUCUCCUGAAAUCAGAUCAGGUAACUCAACAUUCUGUGUCAAACUACCCAAUUUUAGUCGAUGACUGUGCUUAUUGUGACGAGCAACCUCCAAAGAUAGGUCCAAGAUUGUUCCCAGAUAAAGCUGAGCCAGAAACUCAGCUGGGAUGCGCAGAAUCAUCUAAAGAAGAAAAAAAUCUUGUGGGAAUUCGUGCUGAGAUGAAAAUGCACAAGGAUGAAGGACCGAAUGAAGAAAAUGUGCCUCUAGUGGAGGAAACUGGGUUGUCAGAUAAUUUGUCGUCUCCUGAUUGUAAAUUGGAUGCUGAGGACUUAGAGUCAAAUUCGCCUGGCAAAAGUAAAGGGCGCCCCAGCCUACAAGAG